GGUUUGCACAGGCUUCCACCUGAUAUUCUCUCACUCCUCUUCCCUUCCUCAGCGAUCUGCACGCUCCUCCUCGCCGCCGCGCUUGUCAUGGCGGCCGCGCUCUUCCGCUGGGCGCUCCAGCUCCGCCGCGCCCUACCCUAUCCUACCCCGCGCGCUCUCCUCCAGCGGACUCCUCUCCGCCACCACGCAGAACACCGCCGCCACAACCGGCGUCGACCUCUCCUCCGACGAGAGCCGCCGCCGCCUCGUCAACAGUCUGGUGUACAGGAGCAAGCAGAGGGGUUUCCUGGAGCUGGACCUGGUGCUCGGGAUCUAGGUGGAGCAGCACAUCUGCUCCAUGGACGAGGCCAACAUCUGCUCUUUGCUCCAAGUCCUCAACCUCGAGAACCCAGAUUUGUGGAAAUGGCUUACUGGUCAAGAGGAACCACCAGAGGCUGUCAAUUCUAAUCCUGCAUGUCAUCAGAUUGCACAUAACUCUUCUUAUGUCCGUCUAAUAGUCUGAUCGCCUCUGUACUAAAGGAUUUAUGUCAAAAUAGGUGUUUGUUGCCAUCAAGUCGAAUGUUGCAGAUAACC
Molecule: messenger RNA, 573 nt
Organism: Triticum aestivum (bread wheat)
Lineage: Eukaryota; Viridiplantae; Streptophyta; Magnoliopsida; Poales; Poaceae
Exons: 3
Coding region: 88-447 (119 amino acids)
Source: RefSeq, a predicted model, not a curated record